AUGGACACUUCUGUGGCUUGGGCUGUGUCCCCGAGUCGUUUGAAGGAUGCUUUUCUGAAUCUGAUGGACCACUUUGAUUUGAUGCUGUCUUCUCUUGCCAGUUCAGAGCGAUCGGCUUGCAGAGGAUCAGAAACGCCCUUUCUGCGCUCCUGCGGCUCAGGCCCUGCUGUGCACAGCACGGGAGAGACCAAGACGGCUGCGAUGGAGCCAGGAGCCCCGCGCCACCCUGGCCGGACGGUGCUCAGGCCCCUUGGGCUGGCUCUGCUGGCUCUGCUCAGCGCAGUGGACCCCAGCCAGGCCAGCGGCUUCACAGAGGACGGCCUCUCCUUGCUGAGCUACCAGCUGUGCAGCUACCGCGUGACCCGAAACGUGCAGAGGGUGGUGGCCGUCCAGGCACCCCAGGCGACCGACGCCCCCUGCGGCGGCUGGAUCCCGUGGCGGCGCUGCCCCAAGACCGUCUCCAGGACCCAGUACCGCGCAGUGGAGGUGCCCGAGACCAGGAACGUGACCCGCUGCUGCGGGGGCUUCGAGCAGCUCGGGCUCUACUGCGUCCUGCCCCUGAAUCAGUCCGGGGAGUUUGCAUCAAGGCCUGGGGUCUGCCCGAAGGAUGGGCUGGAAGUUUCCACCGAGCUGUGCACCACGGAUGCCGACUGCCCGGGACUUCAGAAGUGCUGCCCUGCGCCAGGGGGCCCCCGCUGUGUGGCCCCAGAGCCCCAAGCUCCAGAGAAGAACCUGACAAAUUUCUGGUACAAUGUGACCGUCCUGGUGAAAAUGGGCUUUCAGGAACUCAGUCAAGUGGACCCCGGUCUCCUGAACCACAUGAGACUUCUGGGCUCUCUGGUCAUGAGUGCCCUGCAACCACUGGACUCCGCGGUCCACCACCUGCACUCGGCCAGCGAGGACACCUCCAUCAUGGUGUCGCAGCUGCUGCUGGGCCUGCCACAGCCGCUGCCUGUGGCCAACGUCUCCGCCAUGUUGGACGACAUCGUGACGCGAACGUACGAAGUGAUCAACAUUCAGGUGCAAGAUGUGAAUGAAUGCUUACACGAUGAACUCAAUGCCUGCUCUGGAAGGGAACUUUGUCUAAACGUGGAGGGCUCCUACCAAUGCGUGUGUCACCCGGACUCCACGCCUUCGCCUCCCCCCCACCCGAACGGCACGUGUGAAGAUUGUCCUCCAAUCAGAAACUACAUGUUCUCCAGCGUCACCAGCAGCAGCUUUCGGGUGUCCUGGAGUCUAAAUUCCACCCAGAACCACACUUUCCACGUCCAGGUUUACAAGGGCGAUGAGUUACUCAGAAGCACCAGCACCACGGGGAGGGCUGUGGUGGUCACUGGACUGGAGGCUGCGGUGCUGUACGGGGUGAAGACCAGCUACCAGGCAUGUGGGGCCAACAUCACAGCUGCGCUGACCAUCAAGACCGAUGCCCGGGUAUUCGAAGUCACCAUACGGAUCACAAACCGCAACGUCACGGAGGAGCUACUCAUCCGCAGGAGCAUGGAGUUCCAGGGCUUUUCCAGACAGUUGCUUCAUGAGGUUGAAAAGUCUUUCCCACCGCCUGUUUCUGACUUGCACAGAAGAGGGAAGUUGCAGAUGCAGAUUGUGUCGCUCCAGGCUGGAAGCGUGGUUGUGAGACUCAGAAUUGCAAUACAAGACCCCGAGUUCCCCGUGGACGUGUCCACACUGGCUCCCAUGCUCCCGCGGCUAUUGGCAAGCGCAGUGUUCCAGAUUGACCAGCAGGGGACGCUGGUGCGAGAUUGGGACGAGUGUGCGGACAGCCAGGAGAACGACUGCUCGCCGGCCGCCCGCUGCGUCAACCUGGAAGGCUCCUACACCUGCGAGUGCCGCACAGCCCGGGACGCCAACCCCUCCCGGGCAGGCCGGGCCUGUGAGGGUGAAAUGGUGAGCCCCAUGGGAGGCACGCUGUCUCCCACGACAGGGGUAAUGGCCCCAGCUCUCGGGAGUGGAGCCACACCUUAUGAUACAGCGGAAACUGCAGGCAGCUCCACCCCGGGCCCAGAGAACUCCGCCAUGUCUCACAGCCCCAGGCACCUGCGGAGCACCCCGGAAGCAGGCCAGGCCCAGACACUUGGACCCCCACCCAGAAGACAGGGUGACAGAGACGUGGUUGGAUAUGACCGGAACAGCACGGGGGUAGGGGUGGAGGAGGAGGUGUCCAGCCUGGCCCCAGGCCUGGUGACGGGCCAGAGGAGGACCGGUGGUCUGGCCAGCACCGUCUCCCCCUCCAGGUCACCCGGGCCAACCCACGGCCCCCUCCUGGGGGCUGCAGACGGCCUGCUGGACCCCUUUGGACAGCUCCUGCAAAACGCGACCACUGAGCUGCCCUCCCGGCCCACCCCUACCGAGAUCCCCACGGGCCAUGUCCUGUGGCACCCUAGCGUCCCCACACAGGGAGCACCUCCUGCACCUCUGAACGCUACGCUGCCGUGGAACAUGGGCCCUGGACCCUCCAGCUUCCCAGGCCUGACAUCGGCCCCCAGCCCCGCUUCACUGAGGACGCCUGCCUGUGCUCCGGUCCCCAUCCAAAGGAUCAGGGUUUCCAAUGUGACCAGCACUGGCUUUCAUGUGGCGUGGGCAGCAGAUCUCUCCCUGCACCCCACUUUCCAGCUCACCCUGAUCUCUACGGGAAACCUCAUCCAGGGCCUGGAGACUCAGAACACAAGCUUGGCACUGUCGGGGCUGGAGCCUGGCGUACUGCACGUGGUUGAGAUCGUGGCCAAAGCCUGUGGAGAAGAAAGUGCCACGGUCCGCCUGAAAGUGAGGACAGCGGCCCAAAAGCUCAGUGGGAAAGUCCGAAUCGCCAAUGUCAGGUAUUCAGAAUCCUUUCGCAAUGCAAGCAGCAAGGAGUACCAGGAUUUCCUAGAACUCUUCUUUAGGAUGGUGCGGAAAUCCUUGCCCGCUGCCAUGCUUCACCACCUGGACACCGGUGGGAUUAGGCUGGAGAUCAGCAGCAUAACGGAGGGCAGCGUGGUGGUGGCCUUCCAUUUGCUGAUAGUCGCAGACGUGGAUGCCCGGGAAGUGUCUGCCGUCUUCCUCACCGCCUUCCAGAACACGUCGCUGCUGGAGGUCAUCAGAGACGACACCUUCAUAGAGGAUUAUGAUGAAUGUGAGCACAACGAGGAUGACUGUGCAGCGGGUGCAUCGUGUCACAACACGCUGGGGUCUUUCACUUGCAUCUGCCCAGGGGGGGUCCCUGACCCCGGCGUGGAGAACCCUGGACGAGGCUGUGAAGGUGACUCUCCCAGCCAUGCCACCUGGACCCCUGGAUCCCCGGUGACCCCAGACCCAGAGGGGCCUCCCACCCCAGCGGGAAUGGGGGCUACCCCGGCACCAGGCGCUUCUGCUGCCCCCCAGGGCCUGCCCCGGCGUUUGAGCCUGACCGGGGCGGUCAGCGUGCUGUGUGAGAUGGAGAAGGUGACCAUCGCCGUCCAGAAGCGCUUCCUGCAGCAGGAGUCCAUCCCCGAGCCCACUCUGUACCUGGGCGAGCCGGCCUGCAACGUCAGCAGCGCCAACGACACCCACGUGCUCCUGGCGGCCGGCUGGAGCGAGUGCGGGACCAUCGUGCAAAGCAACAUGACGGUCACAGUGGUGACGACCACGCUUCGGAAUGACCUGUCCCCGGAGGGCGUCAUCCACUACCUGAAGAUCCUCAGCCCCAUCCACUGCGCCUUCCGGAACGACCUCCUGACGUCGUCAGGGUACACCCCGGAGUGGGGGGUUUAUACCAUCAUUGAGGACCUCCAUGGAGCUGGAAUUUUUCUCACGGAGAUGCAGUUAUUUAUUGGAGAGUCUCCCAUACCUCAAAAUUACAGUGUGUCUGCCAGUGAUGAUGUCAAGAUCGAAGUGGGGCUCUACCGACAGAAAAGCAACCUCAGGGUGGUCCUGACAGAGUGCUGGGCAACGCCGUCGAGCGACGCCACGGACCCGGUGAUGUUCGGGUUCAUCAACAACAGCUGCCCCAUCCCCAAUACCCACACCAAGGUGAUCGAGAACGGGAACUCCAAUAAGGCCCAGUUUAAGCUGAAAAUCUUCUCCUUCGUCAAUAACUCGAUCGUCUAUCUGCACUGCAAGCUCCGCAUCUGCCUGGAGUCCCCGGAAGCCACGUGCAAAAUAAACUGCAAUGAUUUCCGUUCACUGAGAAGUAAUGAAGCGUCUGGAACACACCAAACAUCCUGGGGACCCCUCAUUCGGUCAGAAGGGGACCCCCCAGGUGCAGGACCCAGCCUGGGGGUGGGCUACAGCAUCCUCAUCGGGGCGGCCGUCUUCGCCGUGCUGGUGGGGGUCGCCGGCCUUCUGACUGUGCAUUCCCAGAGGGUGAGCGGGAGAAACAGCUUCACAGGACAGCCGGACGACUUCACCUACCGGGCGUUCCGUCAGUAAGGGGCCUCGGGGGAACCAAAGGGCCGGUGCUUGGAGGAGCCCUGGAGAUGACAGAAACAGCAUCGGUUUGCCCCAGGAUGCCCGCUACCUGGCCCCAGCAGGUGGGUGCAACGUGGGCACGGUGCAGGGGCCCCGGAGUGCCCGACAUGACAGACCCAAGAUCUUCAGACCCAACAUGACCGCGGCACCCCCAUCUCUGGGCCGUCCCCUCCAGCCCAGGCCUCUGCAGCUUUAGCGUCGAUGGGGGUUCAGUGCAGCCCUCCCAGGCUGGCUCACGAUGGCCGUGCAUCACCCAGCACCCUCUGUCAGAUACAUUAUGGCUCACAUUUUCAAAGAUAUUUGACACUGCACUUGAAGUUCUUUUAAAACUAGGUCUUAUAAAUAUAUUGCUGGUGUUAUUUUAAGUAGUGUAUAUUCUCUUUAAAAGUUGGUGGGAAACUUCACAGCUGCAUUACUAGGAGGUUGUUUUUAUUUAGACAUCAAUGACUAAAAGGCACACCACUCAUAUGAAAAUCUUUAUAGUUAAUAAAAAUAAUAUAAUAUACUUACAGAGCCCUGAUAUUUUUCCAAGCAUUUCACAGCUAUUUUUUCAUUUAAUCCUGCCUCAGGGGAAUGUACUAUUUAGAAACUAGAGAAAGAGUGAGUGAGUUACUUGAGGUCAUAAAAUGAAUUCACAAGGAUAUGGGUCUAGAAUUGAAGUAUUUCAGCAUAGAAUUUCCCCCAUUUCUAGAAGAAAAUCCUUCUUCAUUUUAUUUAAAAAAAUUAGAAUAGUAUUAUAUAAGUGGCACCAGAAAUGGCUGUGUUUUUGUCAUGGAACUGAGAAUUGUAACAUGGUCCUAGUUUUUAAUUGUGAGAUUAAAUUUGCUGAAUGCAAUUAACUGUCAUUCCUACAGAACAUUUGGGAAAUGGGAAUGCUUUGAUUUACUGGACAUUCUCAGAGUGAAUAAAGAGUUACAGUCUGUAA
This is a messenger RNA of Choloepus didactylus (southern two-toed sloth), 5365 nucleotides long. RefSeq names its product uromodulin like 1 (gene UMODL1). The record is from RefSeq and is a predicted model, not a curated record. Gene Ontology annotation, molecular function: protein binding; calcium ion binding; peptidase inhibitor activity. The coding region runs from base 1 to 4401 and encodes 1466 amino acids. Gene Ontology annotation, cellular component: extracellular region; cell surface. The transcript is spliced from 23 exons. Lineage: Eukaryota; Metazoa; Chordata; Mammalia; Pilosa; Megalonychidae.